CUAGUGCUGUCACUCAGUUGAAUUAUUUCAUUCAUGUAAUCGGGUUGAAGCAGUGAGCCCGGUUUGCCGCCCCGUAACCUGUAUUAAAAAACAUGUCUGUAGUCCCCUAGCUUGCCCUCGCUCUCCUCACCUGUGUCUCCGCGUGAGCGAAAAUGCGUGCCGCGGUGCAGUUUGAUUCUGUAGAGGAGUUUCUCAUCAAAUUAGCAGUGCUAAUUGUGAACACGAGGCUAGACAAAUCCAAGACGUUCCCCUCGGUUGAGCAAAGCGAGUUUUCACGGUGCUAGAAGACAUACAGACAAGUAAAGGAACUGCACCCGUAAGAGUGACGCCAAGUGCUACUACAGGAUGAGUUGUAAUAACUUUGGUAAUCCCUUCACUUUCCAUCUGGUGCCAUCAGCAGUUCAAUAUAUGAAUUCGUCCGAUGCUUCGAUUUAAGACUAAAUACAUUUACAUUUAGUGCUAAUUAGCGAAUGUUAGCAUGCUAAACUGCUAAACUAAGAUGGUGAAUACCAUAAACGUUACACCUGCUUAGCAUUAGCGUGGUAACAUUGACAUUGUGAGCAUGUUAGCAUGUUAGCAUGUUGAAGUUAGCAUUUAGCUCGGCCUCACAGAGCUACCACAGACUCCCGUCUUGUUUUACAAUUGAAAUAUUGUGUGCUGUACAAGGACUGGCACCAACUGGAAAAUAAUGAGAUGCAUCAUGAGAUGUGUACCACAUGAUAAUGAGUUACAUUUCUUGUAACUCCAGAGGCUGAAAAGAGGUGGGGUGUAAUGUGUGCAUGUUGCAUGGUAUUAAAGCAUCUGAUAAACUGCAGGAGUAAAAGCUAAAGAAACUCCAGUGGUGGUUUUCAAACAUUACGUGAGAUUGACAUUAAAAUCGACAUAUCUGUAUGUGGGAAGCUGUGUAAGUGUUGCUUUUGAUCAGUUUUGCUCUUGAAAGCCCCCAUGUUGCUUGUUUUUUCUUGCUCCUGGUGUCAUGCAGCUGACAGUUUGGGACCUGGAUCUUGACUUUGGGACAUGGAGAGAUGCAGAUUAACAAUCCUGUGACAGGGGAUGUGAAAAUGCACCCAGAUACGGAUGCCAACAGUGUGUGACUAAACUUCCUUUGCAGCAGUAGGAAUGCCGUUUGGGUCCCCUUAAUUAAGUAGAUGUGGCCUGCUAUCAAACCCCUUAGACAAAUAAUCUAAUUUAAUCUAAUAUCAUUUUAGGGAAAGUAGAGCUGUACGGUAAAUUAGGAAAUGAAGUUAACAUUUACCGAACAUUUAACCAUCAUCAAUAACAGCUUUGCAUCACGUGAUAGACUGGGAACAUGUGAUAGUUAUGAAAGCUUGCCCUCACAAAACAAACAUUUGGUGUUAAAAUUAGAGGGAAAGUAGGCUGGAGAGGGCAAGACAUAACUGAGCUAUGCCCUGGAGACUGGAUUUUUAUCUCUUCACUACCUCUGAAUCCAGUGGCUGAAACAACAGGCCAGAGCAAACAGUAAGUAUUGCCUUGAAGAAUUUGCUCCCUCAGCUAACCUGUAGACCAAUCUCAGUAAUUCACAUCUCUGUUAUAAUGCUUUUUCAGGCUCUGAAAAAGGUGUGUGUGUUUGAGAGAGACAGAGAAAGAGAGAAAAGAGUUGUCUGAAGGGAUAUCUCCUGCCUGCCAGAUGCUGGAUGGUCAGCUGCUGUUACUGAUGUAAUUGGGUUCACAUGAGCUGCUGGAAGUCCACCACCUGAGCCUAUAGGCUGAAGCUGACAUGGCUCCAGAAAAGGAAAGUAAUGGCCUUGAUAACUAUGCAUUUGCACUUGAAGGACGCUUCUGUGAUCUACCUGACAAAAAAAAUGGAGGGGAACUGAACUCCCUCACGGAUGGCCACAACAACAAGCUUGCGUAUUGUGUAACAGAUGUUCCUCCUUGGUACCUGUGCAUCAUUCUAGGCAUCCAGCACUGUUUGACUGCAUUUGGAGGUAUCAUCGCCAUCCCGUUAAUCUUGUCUCAGGGGUUGUGUCUGCAAUAUGACGGCCUCACACAAAGCCACCUCAUCAGUACAAUCUUCUUCGUCUCUGGCAUUUGCACUCUGUUGCAAGUUACUUUUGGCAUCAGGCUGCCCAUCCUUCAAGGUGGCACAUUCACAUUGUUAGCCCCCUCAAUGGCAAUGCUGUCCAUGCCAGAGUGGACAUGCCCUGCUUGGACCCAGAAUGCAAGCCUAGUCAACACCACCUCCACAGAAUUCACAGAUGUGUGGCAGAGUCGAAUGAGAGCACUCCAGGGGUCCAUCAUGGUGGGCUCGCUCUUCCAGGUGUUCAUUGGGUUCUCCGGCCUUAUCGGCCUCUUCAUGCGCUUCAUUGGACCUCUCACCAUCGCUCCCACCAUCUCUCUCAUUGGACUGUCCCUUUUUGACUCAGCUGGAAUGAGUGCUGGGAACCACUGGGGCAUCUCUUCCAUGACCACUGCACUGAUUAUCCUGUUCUCACAGUACCUCCGUCACAUACCUGUGCCCUUUCCUACGUACAGCAAGGACAAAAAACUGCACACCUCCCGUGUAUACGUCUUUCAGAUUCUCCCUGUUUUGCUUGGAAUCACUUUAUCUUGGCUCAUCUGUUACAUUUUGACAACCUACAAUGUGCUACCUGCUGAACCAGACCAGUAUGGUUAUCUGGCACGAACUGAUCUAAAGGGAGAUGUUAUGAGCCAAGCUCCCUGGUUCAGUUUCCCAUACCCAGGUCAGUGGGGGAUACCGACUGUGAGCCUGGCAGGAGUGGUUGGCAUCCUCGCUGGUGUGAUUUCUUCCAUGAUAGAGUCUGUAGGAGACUACCAUGCUUGUGCCAGGCUGUCUGGAGCUCCACCUCCCCCUAAACAUGCCAUCAACAGAGGUAUUGGUAUUGAGGGAAUAGGCUGUCUGCUGGCUGGAGCCUGGGGUACAGGCAAUGGUACCACCUCUUACAGCGAGAACGUUGGCGCUCUUGGAAUCACAAAGGUUGGCAGUCGCAUGGUGAUAGUAGCCAGUGGAGUGUUGAUGGUUGUCAUGGGUGUGUUUGGUAAAGUGGGCGCUAUAUUCACCACUAUCCCAUCACCUGUGAUAGGAGGGAUGUUCAUGGUUAUGUUUGGUGUCAUCUCUGCAGCGGGGGUUUCUAAUCUGCAGUACGCAGAUAUGAAUUCGUCUCGAAACAUCUUUAUUUUUGGCUUCUCCAUGUUCUCUGGUCUGGUCAUUCCUAACUGGAUAUUAAAGAACCCCAAAGCUAUUGCCACAGGUGUAGUAGAACUUGACCAGGUGUUGCAGGUACUUCUGACAACCAGUAUGUUCGUAGGAGGCUUCUUCGGCUUCUUACUUGACAACACCAUUCCAGGAUCAAAGCAUGAGCGAGGCAUCCUCGCCUGGAACAAGGCUCACGAGGACGACUCCAGCAACACACUGGAGAGCGGAGAAGUCUAUGACCUUCCCUUUGGCAUCAGCGCUUACUUGUCUUCCUCUUCCUGGAUCCGGUACAUACCGUUCUGCCCUCCUGGCACGCCCAACUCUCUGGAUGGAUGCGGAGUAGAUGCAAAAUCCCUGGAGCCUAAGCAGCCACUGGGACACCCGGAGCCUGCACAGAUCAUUGUCGGAGUCGCUCUGUAAGUUGUUUACUUGCUUCAGCGUGCCAUUUCGGGGAUUGUCCAAAGACAAUACCAUCAGAGGCAGCUCAGUUUGGACCUUGUGUCCUCUGUUCAAGACACUGUACUGUAACAACAUGGUGCAAAGGAUUUCACAUGACCUUUAGGAGUAACAUUUGCAGAUGACAUCUUGCAUGAGAAUGACUAAUAUAUGGACUUCCUAGUUUUCAUAGGGUUUUUGUUAACUGUUGAUCAACGCAAGCUGACAUUCAUACACUGACCAGCCACAACAUUAAAGCCGUGUGUGUGUGUGUGUGUGUGUGUGUGUGAGAGAGAGAGAGAGAGAGAAAUUUUAAAAACAUUUUUUCUUCGCAGUAAUUUGUAUUCACAAGGCAUAACACUGUUGACUUUAAACAGUGUUUUCUUAGGUUUCUCUGUUAUCAGUCUUUGAGUGUGAUCACACCCAGGUGCUAGGGAACAAACACUGAAAAGACAUGUGAAUGUAAGUAAAUCCAUGAUCAUGGAUUUCAAUACCACAUUCAACCUAUAGAUCCAUUGCAUAUUUCAUGUUUAUACAGUACCUCAUGUUUGAAUCAACUUUUGCUGUGACAAUCAAUAUUUUAAAUAUCAUUUCAUUAUCAGUCCAUGCACUUUACCAAUUUGUGGCGACAUUUUCUGACAGGACUUUUCUCUCAGGCUCCCUAUACGUAGCUGUCAUCAUACAAAAGAUGAUAUUUCUUCAAAGCAUAAACCAGGACUACCCACUGAUCUCAAUGAAUCCUAUAUGCAUUAUAAACUAUUAAUCUGUGCACCAGUA
Molecule: messenger RNA, 4390 nt
Organism: Seriola aureovittata
Lineage: Eukaryota; Metazoa; Chordata; Actinopteri; Carangiformes; Carangidae
Gene: slc23a4
Product: solute carrier family 23 member 4
Exons: 15
Coding region: 1739-3598 (619 amino acids)
Biological process (GO): transmembrane transport
Cellular component (GO): membrane
Molecular function (GO): transmembrane transporter activity
Source: RefSeq, a predicted model, not a curated record